Messenger RNA from Geodia barretti, 591 nucleotides. Lineage: Eukaryota; Metazoa; Porifera; Demospongiae; Tetractinellida; Geodiidae. The record is from the annotation of a GenBank genome assembly.
AUGAUGCACAUGGCGGACAUGUUCAAGGUUUUCGCCCCCUACCGGGGCAACUCGGUUGUCAUCCCCGGAAGGGGCGGACGGCACUGGACCCAGAUCAGCGACCAGCCCAAUCGGGACCUGCCCGUAGGCGAUCCGGCCAUGGGUGGCCAUGCCUCCUUUGGGUUAGGUGUGGCCCUGUCCAUGCCUGAAGAGAGGGUGAUUCUCUUUGAUUCCGAGGGCGACAUACUCAUGAACAUGGGCGCCCUGCCCACCAUUGCCGAAAAAGCCCCGAAGAACUUCUACCACUUUAUGUUGGACAACGAGUGCUACGCCACCACCGGCGGCCAGCCCGUACCCAACGCCAAGAACAUUGCUUACGAAGUCAUCGCCAAGGGUUCCGGCUAUCCGGCUACCUAUGCCUUCGAUAACCUGGAAGACUUCACCAACAAUAUCGAGGAAAUCCUGGGGCAGCCCGGGCCAGUCUUCGUGGCCCUGAAGGUGGAGCCGGAAAUCGAGAACGAGCCCAUCGGCAAUCGCGUCCGCUGGCAGACCCGCUCCCGAACCCAGGUAAUUGACGACCUGAAGGUAGAAUUGGGGAUUAGCGGGCCCUAG